Messenger RNA from Amoebophrya sp. A120, 1013 nucleotides. NCBI's taxonomy places the organism in Eukaryota, Dinophyceae, Syndiniales, Amoebophryaceae. The record is from the annotation of a GenBank genome assembly.
GGAGUCGAGUUGAAGAUCUCGAUGGAUAAGUGAAAACUACUUACCCAAAGAAAAAUAUAGCUGCCUCGUUCUUGUAAUGUCUGAGAAUGGAGGCCGCCUGGAGUGAAGCUUAUUCGCUUUAUUUUACCAGCAUUUCCCCGGUUUUUGAGUUUUAGCCUCGCGUCACUGGAGAAGGAAGAUGGCAGUGUGGUUCGAAAUUCUCAAACAACUACGUGCUGGCCGCUAAUGAGCUAUGUACCAGGGGGAGGUUGCUGUAGUGUAUCUUCUUGAUAUGUAUGAUAUAUGCCCUUUGUCCUGCAUUCUUCACUCAGUCUUGGUCCUGCGAAAAGGAAGACUUCAAUACCGAGAUUUAGAAACUUGUACUUGUUUCGACUUGAGGGACCUCCGAAGAAUUGCUUUCUUGUAGCUCAACCUGUUUAUUCUAUGAUUUAGAUUUUUAGUAUGCUGCACUUUGAAUAUACGAAAAUAUUGAUGUCGAGCACAAGCAAGAUGGGUUUUUAUUGAAGUUUCCUUGUGAUCUUUCCGCGGGCCUUUUUUGUGUCAGCUAUAGAUCUUCCACUCUUAGCACGCAUAGCACGUAUGACGUUUCGAAAAAGAUACAAAAAACAAUGAGGAUCAGCACUACUAGACAGACACUUGCGAGCAGGUUCCUCUGUGUGCACGUGUAUUUAUUAUUUCUACAAGUACUAUCACGGCACUGGCAUAAUAUUGCAGCAUAUUUUUUUGAGAAAAUCCAAAUCGUAACGCACCCGAAUCGCAGCUGUAUCGAUCUACAUCUAUUGGUACAUUUUGCAAGAACCAGUAACAACAUGAACUUUGUUGUAGGACAGCCUACCCGGGGUUCAUGCAACAAACUCACUGUCUACAUUAAAAGACGCGGCUGCGCGCGAUACUUUCAGUUUCUAACAGUUUCUGCUGCAGAGUCUGCAACAACAAAAAAAUUAGGCCGAUUUCUAUCACUAUCCGACUCACAAGAGGAAAAAAAGUCUGAUACAAUGGCAGUCUUGUUUUAA